CAACCAGAGCUUUAACACUGGAGCCUGAGCUGCCGCGCCAGUCGUCGAGUAGGUCUUCGUCCCGCUAAUUUCUGUCCCGGUCCCGAAGCUUCGUCCGACACGCCGGCCGGCGAGCAGUCCCUGCCGCUCUCAUUCUUCCUCAGCUCUUCCUCUUCCCUCUGGCUCAGUUUGCCGGGAGUGUGAAAGGAAAAGGCCCGGGGACGCCCGAAGCCCCUUCUGCUCCUGCCCAUCGCAAGUGCCGCUGCCGCCAUGGGUCUCACCAUCUCCUCUCUCUUCUCCCGCCUCUUCGGCAAGAAGCAGAUGCGCAUUUUGAUGGUUGGAUUGGAUGCUGCUGGCAAGACGACCAUUCUGUAUAAACUGAAGUUAGGAGAGAUAGUCACCACCAUUCCUACUAUUGGUUUUAAUGUGGAAACAGUAGAGUACAAGAACAUUUGUUUCACAGUGUGGGAUGUUGGUGGUCAAGAUAAAAUUAGGCCUCUCUGGAGGCAUUACUUCCAAAAUACCCAGGGUCUUAUUUUUGUGGUAGAUAGCAAUGAUCGUGAAAGAAUUCAGGAAGGAGCAGAAGAGCUGCAAAAAAUGUUCUUGAAUGAGAAUCUGAUUUGCUGUGUAAACCUUCACCUAAAACACAAUAAAAUAUUUUAAAAAAUUGUUUUAAACACUCUGGUCAUACAUAAUCUUGUUAAUCAAAUAUUUUCUUGUUACCUUUCUUUACAGUGGUAUGUUCAAGCCACUUGUGCUACACAAGGAACUGGUCUGUAUGAGGGACUUGACUGGCUGUCAAACGAGCUUUCAAAACGUUAAGUGAAACUGGAUGUCUAACCAAGGACACUGUCGUUUGAUAGAAUUGGUCUGGGCUUGUUACAACAAAAUUAGUUUGCAUCUUGGUUAUUAAACAGUAUAUGGGACUGGUUUUGGGCAGAAUAUUACAGCGUUUAAACUUUGUUGCCAAUUAUUGUUUACCAAGUGGGAUAUUGCUGUUUAGCAAUAUACUUGGUUUUAAAGAAAUUCUCCUUAACUUCGAAAAAAAAGUGUCCUCUUUUUAAUUUUACUUCCCUUAAGCCUAAAUGCCUGGACAUAGCUAUGUGACACCUUUAAAUAAAUCCGUUUUGAAUGUCUUUUGAGCCCACGAAAUAAUGUUUUAAAGUUUCCUCUUGCUACUUUACUGAUACCUUUAUCAUUCCUGGGACAGUCUGCUGAUAAAAAGUAUAGCAUUCCAUUUGUAUUUAUUUCUCUCCCUUGCCAAAAAGAUUUUCUAAUACUGCUUGUGCCAGCCGGGGAAAUACUCCAAAACACUAUUCAAAUAUCUUGCACUGAGGAACUCUUUUUUUCUUCCCAUUAUUGACUCCUGGCUUCCGUCAGCCAAACUCACCUUGGUGUGGUUUGGAAUUGAUAGCUAAUUAGUCCUGUGCUGGUUGCAAAGAGUUCUAUUGAGAUUUUUAAUACUCAGCAGGUUGUCUUCCUUUAUAUUGUAUCUUUUUUAUGUUGCAUGUUGCUUUGGGUAUCAGCCUGACUCUUUGCCCAGUAAGAUAGUUCUGCUGAUGUGUUAUUGUUUAUUGGUGAACAUAUCUUCAUGAAGACUUUUUAGAAAACUCAUCAAAGUCAAUGAAUAAGUUUCUUCAUAACCCAUUUGGAAUUAUUCCUAAUAAAAUGAUAAAAUAUGUAAUUGUGUGUGUUAUUUUUGAGUCUUGAAAUACUUGAAAUGGAUUUUCUUUUUAAUAAAGUUGGUUUGCGUAUUUUCCAUACUGUGAACGAUAAUAUAGAUCCUCGUGGGUUUACUGAUUGUUUAAAUUAGACAUAAAAUAUGGGUUGUUAUGUGUAUAACAGUGGGGAGCAUCUUCAAAAUUUAUUUCUCUUUGAUAAAAUACAAUUUUGAUGCUGUAAAUUUCUAAAAUCAAAUCAAAAAAAGCUGUAAUAAAGUGAACUGCCC
Messenger RNA from Trichechus manatus latirostris (Florida manatee), 1927 nucleotides. It is a transcript of the gene ARF4, whose product is annotated as ADP ribosylation factor 4. NCBI's taxonomy places the organism in Eukaryota, Metazoa, Chordata, Mammalia, Sirenia, Trichechidae. Gene Ontology annotation, biological process: vesicle-mediated transport; intracellular protein transport. The record is from RefSeq and is a predicted model, not a curated record. The transcript is spliced from 5 exons. Gene Ontology annotation, cellular component: plasma membrane; cytoplasm. Gene Ontology annotation, molecular function: GTPase activity; GTP binding.